Messenger RNA from Hemicordylus capensis (graceful crag lizard), 4437 nucleotides. RefSeq lists its product as uncharacterized. Gene Ontology annotation, biological process: regulation of signal transduction. The transcript is spliced from 20 exons. Gene Ontology annotation, molecular function: G-protein alpha-subunit binding. Lineage: Eukaryota; Metazoa; Chordata; Lepidosauria; Squamata; Cordylidae. The record is from RefSeq and is a predicted model, not a curated record. Bases 1 to 3453 code for a protein of 1150 amino acids.
AUGCCACAAGCAGAACAGAAGAACAAAGUGCCUGAUGCCCGAGGUAAGAAGACUGAAGAUCCAAGGCUGUCACCUACCGAACAUGAACUGCUAGAGGAGCUACUGACUUAUGAUGACCUUUUCCUGGAAUAUUUCAAUGCUUUUCUUGCUCUUCCUGCUUUCCCUCUUAGACUACAUUACGAUCAACUCACAGGACGGCUGCAGGAGCUGGAUGGUUGUCUCUUGGAGUCUGCCCGGCAGUUGGAGGAAGCUGGGUCAAGUUCUCCUUGCUAUGGAGCGACUGAUGCAGAGAGGGAAAGAAUCCUGAGCUGGCUAGCGAGGGAGCGCUUCCUCUCAUUUCAAAGGACUGUCUUUUAUUUAGAGUACAAACUGGCAAAGCUGCUGAUAUGUCCACUGGAUGAGAACUACCCAGUGAGCCGCUAUGCAGUUCGUGGGUACAGUCGCCAGUCUGACAGUGCUGCUGUUUCCAGCAUCCCCAGUCAUACAUCAACAGCUAGGCAGCUGACUGGGGUCUCAAGCCAUGUGCUACUAAGACUUCCUAGCCAAACACGGAGCACCCCAGCUUGUUUAGGCCGCUUUGCACGCUUUUCUGGCCAGAUCCCCCCUGAGAUCUCCUUGGAGUUCCCAGGCGUCUUGAGCUUGGGCCAGUCUCCAGCGGAGGAAUGUCUGAGCAAGCUACAGCUUCAGAGACUCUUGUCUGGCUCUAAUGUAGAAAGUACCAACGGAAGGCUCACGAGUAGCUGGACCCGUGCUGGUAAGCCAAUCACAUCUCCAGCUCAUCAGAGCAGACCUGCUCUCGCCUCAUCACCUGACCAAGAGUUCACUGAGCUUCAUGUGGAGGGGAGUUCUGAGAGGCCAUUCACAGGACCCAGGAAGGUUUUGCAGUUUGACCUGAAUGAGACAAGUAGACCUGAGGAAAGGCAGCAGGACUCUUGUCUUUCCCUUGGCUUUGGAAGUGCUGCCUUGCAGCAGCUGAAAGAAGACCUCCUGGGGACUAUGGCUGGUAUGGAUAGCUUCAGAGGGUUCCUCCAUGGCACUCUGGGAAUCCACCUUCUAGACUUCUGGAUUGACUGUGAAGAUUUCAUGGAGCACACCAGGCACUUGGAAGCCAGAGCUACACUCCAGGAGAUCCAGCUAUUUUUUCUCAAUGCUGUUCGGAGUAUUCAAGCCAAGUACAAGCUGACUGUACCUCCUGCCUCUCAAGAGCAGCUUGAUGACACUGUAAGCGCUGAGGAGAUGGCUUUUGCUACCUUGAGCAGGAACCAGUAUGAGGCCUUGAGACGCCUACGCUCCUACUGGGUCCCCAGAUUUCUCAUCCAUUACCAGAGGACCAGGCAGCUCAGGCUUGGGACCAAUACAGAGUUUCAAUUUAAGGAGGAGCUCCCCCUGAAAAUUGGCUUCCUGUCUUCAUUUAACAUAAUGGCAUCACUUCCUGUCAUAGAUGGCCAAAGGGGCAUGAUGACAAAAAGGAACAAAGACCGGAGAAUGCAAUUUAGGGACAGUGGAAGAGGUGGCAUUGGUUCAGCUGAGCGGCUAGACUUCCUAUCAGACUCAUUUGAAACAUUGACAACCACCCGGUUUCUCCAGGCAUUAAUGUGUGACCUGGGAGAUGGCGACAGCUUUCUUCACUACUUGACUCGGUUUCAAGAUGCUCAGAAGGUCCAUAAUCUGUUGCUGUGGAAGAACCUGAAGGCAUAUGAGGCUGCAUGGGCACGGCAAGCCAGCCAGCCUGAACUCCACCAUAUUGCUUGGCAGAUCUUCUGUAUAUUUCUGGAACCUUAUGCAGGAUGUAACAUAGGGCUUAGCUCCAGCAUGCCAGAAUACAUCCAGCAUCUCGAGAGAAUUCUCUGUUUUGACCAUGAAGACCUGAAGCUUUCCACUUUUGAACCUGUGACUCGCUAUGUGUUGGCUGCUCUUAGCGAGGUUUGGCUCCACUAUCUUCGCCAUGAAGUCACAACUUUCUUUGAAUAUUGUGUACCAGCCUCUUUAUUUGAUGCCCAAAGUAUCAGGAGCAAAGAUCCCACAGUAAAGCAGAAAGGAAAUAAGAGGAUACAACAGCACAGACAGAAUGCUUGGUUUCAUGACCCAAAAGAAAGAAGGGCAUACAGGAAAACUGGCAGGAAAAAGGCAGCUUCCAGAUCUCAUCCCAUUGGUAGUGCUGAGUCUGACCAAGAGGCCAGAGAAAGGUCACCAACCCCUCAAGAUGCAGCAGACUUGCUCAACAACACUGUGGUUUUCAAUGUUUAUAGAAAGGCAGCUCAUAAAAUGCAGGAUAUGGAACUGCAAAAGGUUCUGAGAUUGCUACAGGAAGUAGACGCCUGCCAGGAUGUCUCACAGAGCAAGAAGCAUCUGAGCUGUGCAAUGAAAAUUCUAAACAGCUGGGACCAGCCAGGGGUUCUGGGAUCAAGUGUUUGUCUCCCCAAAGAGCUGAUGAUAAAGCUAAAGGAAGAGGUGGCCCAGGGAGAAAUAAGUGACUUCAGCUUAAAUGAAAUGAGUCUUUGUUUGCGUUCCUUCAUUGCCCCUGCUUUUGAGCAGUUUUGGGAUGAGAUGAGUGAGGGGCUGAAGAAGCAUGGGGUUCAGCCCUCUGAAAUCCCAGAGGACCGCUGGAGCAAACUGGAGCCAUUUCUACAUGCGAUAGCUUCCAAAGUGGCUCUCCGUAGUUUAAAGAACCGGAAAACUAAAGUCAGAUCAGCAGCCACCGCUCAGCCUACCCGGGAAAACAAAACCUCUUUUUGGCAGUCUCUAAGGGAUGCUGCAGAAGGCUGGCCCACGACAGAGAUGCUUCAUUUCUUCAAACACCUCCAGGUACAUGGCCCUCCUGUGCUGGAGAGUGGUCUGCAUUUUCUUUUGGAGGUGCAGAAAUUCAAGAACGCCCAUCAUGCCUGGCCUGACAUGGCUCUCCUGAAGAAGAAAGUCCUAGUGAUUCGUGACUGCUUCCUUGCCUCCCAGAUUGAACCUCGGCUACAGGUGGCAGUGGAUACUCAGAGGCUGGGGAGGGCGAUCCGGGCAGCUGAGAAGGCCCUCCAGAAGGAGAUUCCCGUGCCGCCUCCCGGCUUGUUUGAUGAGCUGAAAGAUUCCGUCUUCAACAUCCUGCUGCCGUACUGGGCUGCCUUUCAAAAACACUGGCUCAAGCGGUCCCCUGCGAGUUCAGAGAAAGCCCCAGUACUGAGAAAUCAGCUGCUCCUCCAGAAGAGACAAGCCAUGCUUGAAGGGCCUUCAGGACCACCCCAGCCUCUCCGGCUGCCACCACUGCACCAGCCCAAGGGAAUCCAAGGGAGCAGGUGUCAGAAUGGUUUUACUUACACCUUCUCGAUCAAAGAAGGUCUUACUUUGCAGGAUAUGAGCAAAGGAGGCAGAAGCCACAGCAAGACUAGCUCUUCUGUGUUUGAAAACAGGAAGAGGUCAACAGGAUUCCAGUUCUGCUCUCUUUCCAACAUGCCAGUGCUAAUCUGAGACAGGAAGUAGAAAGGGCUUGUAAUCCAGAUCUCAAGACUUUCAGGAUCAAAAUUAGCUCUUGCCAGGCACAGGAUAUCUUGGACCGUUUCUGGGUGUUGUCAUGGGGUGGCUCUAGGAAGUACAUUGCCUCGAAGGGACAGCUUGCUCUCGCUCCAGAGAAGGGUCAUUGGCUGCUCCUGAUGCUUUCCAGCUCCUGCCUAUACAUAUUAAAGUCACUUGAUGGUAGCCAGCUCCUGCAUCCUUGCAGAAGUCAUCUGUUAAACAGCUGGAAGUUGCCGUUGGAUAACAGCAGUGAAAUAAUGUUAGAGGUUAAUUCUGCAAAUGAGGCUUACAAGACACAGAGCAGCUGCAGCAAAUAUGGCAUUUCCAGCCUGGAUUUUGACAGCCUAAAGACAGAUACCCAUUUGCUAUAAUUGCCUCUUGUUUCAUGAAGAACCCAUUCGUUAUCGAGCCUGCAUUUCCUUUUGGUGAGCAGAAUGGAGCUGCCAGGUUCUCAUACCCCAAUGAUUUUUUAGGCAGGGGUGGGGGGAGCCUUAAGGACAUGUAAAUAUGUGAAUGCAGCUUUAGAAGUGCUAUCUACGGCAAAACAUUAUUGGCUAGCGGCCAGUGUAAGCAGAAACUAUAUAUGGUACAAAUGGAGCUGAACCAAUGACAGAUGUAGUCAGUUUAAACUUAUCCAAGCAUACCAUCAGAACCUUGUCAGAUAGUCACGGGGUAGUGAAGGUGAGUUCUGAUUACUUUGUACAAUUAACGUGCCUUUUUUCUUGUCGGUUCUCUGCAGUUCUAUAUUUUAUCCACCUGUUGCAUUCCUUUCUAAAAGGAAACACAGAGCCUACAGCAUCUGAUUAUGUGUAUGUGUUACAUACUACAGGCAAUGAGAUACUGUAACUAUUCAGAUUUUAAGCCCCAUGCCAGUGAAAAUGUUAUGUAUAGCACACAGCACACACUAUUGGGGCAAAAAUAAAGAUUAAGUAGCAGCAA